Molecule: messenger RNA, 2938 nt
Organism: Solanum stenotomum
Lineage: Eukaryota; Viridiplantae; Streptophyta; Magnoliopsida; Solanales; Solanaceae
Product: telomere repeat-binding protein 5-like
Exons: 10
Coding region: 418-2499 (693 amino acids)
Molecular function (GO): protein binding
Source: RefSeq, a predicted model, not a curated record
CCUGUUUGGUUGCAUAAAGUUUCAAUCUUUGUUGAGAAUUUUUGUGGGGAUUUAAUGGUUUUUGAAGGGAAAAUUUGGUUGCUUUAAGGUGAUGGUGAUCCAUUUGUUUCUUCUUUGAUUGUAAAAUUUUUCAUAAAGUUCCAAUCUUUGGUUUCACAGACUUGUUGGGUUGAGGAGAAAAUCUUGAGAAAUUAAAAGAAAUUGUUGAAUUUGUUAGUUUUAAGUGUUUCAUGGGUAAAUUGUGGUGAAGUUUGAGGAAAAUUUGGUUGCUUUGAGGUUUCUUCUUUAGAUUAUUUCAUGUACUUGCACUGCUUGUCCGGAGGGAUGUAUAGAUAUGAGGUUUUUAUACUGUAAAGUAGAUCAAACAUUGCUGGUGUUUCGUGUUUUCUGAAUAUUUAGUCCUAUGGUUUCUGAGAUAUGGAGUUGCAUAAGAGGUUAGAUUAUGGAUUCAUUGGCUAUCAGGUGCCUUAUAUUCCCCGAGCUACGAGAUCAGCUAGGGGAAGGGGAAAUAUUAGGAAGAAAUCUGAUAGCAAUGAAAUGUGUGCUUUUGACUUGUUGACUACUGUAGCUGGGAAGUUACUCCUGGAAGGAGAAAGCACUUCAAAUUCUAGUGGGAAAGAUCAGUCUGCAGUUGUGAAAGAUACUACUGAGACGGUUAAGGAGGAUGCAGAUACACCAUUAAAAGAAAAUCAUUGUAAUGAACGUUGCCAGGAGCGGGGGUUCUUCAUUUCUCAGAUUGUUUCAGAAGCUCCUGUGGUAAAUCAUUGCUUAAGCAAAUCGACAGAUGCGUUAUCUGGACCAGCGUCUGUAAUUACAAGUUCCGAUUGCUCGGAGAAGUUGGGUUCUGCAGAACAAUUCAUAAAUGGUGAACGCAAAACUGAAAACAGAAACUGUUCUACUAAGGUAGAACAUGAGUUAUCUGGUUGUGGAGAUUUUUCUAGCUGUACAUUAGGCGCUGAAAGUAAAAAACAAUUGAAAAUCAACCUGUCAAAUGAUGCAACGAUUACAACGAAUAAGAGGGUUGCAAUUUGCAGUUCAGAGUUUCAUGAUCCUUGGGAUAGGAAGCGUUCAAUGCUUGUUGCUUCGGACAAUACUGUAAAGUUAUCUCUUUCUACGGACCUUGAUCCUUUUGGGUCCUUUCCGGUGAUCCGGAAUGAUGUACAGUUAGCUAACAAAGAUGAUGACGAAAAAUCUUGUAGGUGCACUCAACCUAGCACCAGAAAUAAGGCCUUCAUGCCAGCACCGCGUGUAGGAGAUUGGAGGAUGAGGAAGUUACAGGCAUCCAAAUACUGGGAAGUAAAUCCGCAAUCUGAUGAUGAGGGACAUGUCAAUGUUGAUAAUGAAACAAGGCAUGUCUACCAGAAAAGGGAAAAUGUCUACACGAGCGAAAGGUCUCAGAGAGAUUUUCCUUUCAAGAAAAGAAAGCUCUAUUAUUGUAACUCGUUCUCCAAUUCUGAUGGAGGGAGUAGUGAUGGAAUAUGUAGUUCUCCAACAAAAGACUUAAAUAGAGAUGCAUCCGGUUAUAGUCUAGCAUCUUCAGGAGCCCGUGCAGCAGCUGGGACGUCAAUCGCCAAAGGAGCUAGUGCAUCCUUCAGGUCUAAUGACUCCCAUGUGAAGCUCAAGAUCAAGUCUUUCAGAGUUCCUGAGCUUUUUGUUGAGAUUCCGGAAAAUGCAACUGUUGGUUCUUUAAAGAGGACCGUAAUGGAAGCAGUGACGGCAAUACUUGGUGGUGGGCUGCGGAUUGGUGUAGUUUUUCAGGGUAAGAAGGUUAGAGAUGACAGCAAGACCUUAUUUCAGGCUGGAAUUUCACAUGAUGACAAACUUGAUGCUCUUGGUUUUACCCUGGAGCCUAGCCCCUCUCGAACUUCCCCACCUCUAGGUCCAGAAGGUCGUUCUCGUGUACUUCCUUGUGAGACACCUCAACCACUAACAAGCAGGUGCUCACCUGGUUCUACUAUUAUUCAUAAUGGCAUGCAACAGGAGACGUAUAAUGCCUUCCCGGAUUAUUCAGGAACAAAUUUGAGCAACUUCAUUGAAAGCGAUCACGAUUCAGCUCCAUCCCCUCCUGAUGCCUCUCUGGAGAAAAAUGCUGCAGAUUCAAGAGCAUUGGUUCCAGUUGCUGCAAUGGAUGCAGAAGCCUUGGCUGUAGUUCCAAUGUUAAAGCCCAAGCGAUGUGAAACUGUGCAGCGUCGAAUCCGUAGACCUUUUUCUGUUUUCGAAGUGGAAGCACUUGUUCAAGCUGUUGAGAAGCUUGGAACUGGAAGGUGGCGUGAUGUCAAAAUGCGAGCUUUUGAUAAUGCCAAACACAGAACUUAUGUCGAUUUAAAGGACAAAUGGAAAACACUGGUGCACACAGCGCGAAUAUCUCCUCAACAAAGGAGAGGUGAGCCUGUGCCUCAGGAACUCCUCGACCGAGUCCUCAUUGCUCAUGCUUACUGGUCCCAACAACAAGCUAGACAACAGAUGAAACAUCAAUCCGAGACGCGUCUUUUGCUUUAAUAAAGUGGCUGCAGUAAUUGGAGGAAGUAGAUGGGGGUUUUGGAGAUUCCUUUUUUGUUUUGUUAAUAAUAAAUAUUGUAAGUGUAAAGAUUAUAUAUAACACAAGGGAAGUAUAUUAGUUGAAUUACAUUUAGCUUCCUGCAGUGGAAUCUGUUUCCUGCAUGGAUAGGGGAAGUUGGGGGUUGGCACUUGUACAUGUUUGAAAAUAAAGUGCUUAACUAACACACUAAUUUUUGUAAUCUGCUUAAAUUCUUGGUUUUUUGACAAGUACUUUUUUUGGGGUGGGGGUUGUAGAAAGGGAAAAAAGAUUGGUGUAGCUGUUUAUUGAUUGUAGAAACUUGGUUCAAUGUCUUGUAGUGAUUCUCCAACUUCUUUAACAUAAGAAGUUUCAAUUCAAGAUUUACAUUUUUUUUUGUUUCAGACAGAUUGUUUAUCUUUU